AUGCGCAAGACACUCUUGCGCAAGAAAUGUCAAUACUGCGAGAGAAGAUUCUCCAAGGCCGAGCAUUUGAAGCGUCACGAGCGCUCACAUACAGGCGAGAGACCAUACACGUGUCGUCUGUGUGACAAAAGUUUCUCGCGCAGUGACGUGCUGCAUCGCCAUGUGAGACAUCAUGCACAAGGGACCAGCGAGGACGCCGAAGCCGAAGCCGAAGCCGAAGUCUUGGACUCGGCCACGGGUCAAGAUCUUAUCGAGCCCCAAGCUUCGUCCGGCGCAGUACGUAACCUGGACAAUGUUACCACCAUCGUCGAGACCACAACCCCAUCGUGGCAGCGAUUACAAAAUGGAACAACAUCUUCGCAGCUCAUCGGUCAGGCCACAGAGCCGGUAGCUGCCGCGUAUGAAGGCGACCCGUUCUGGAAUGCAAGCUUCUCCUCGGGCCUUGAGCAUCAGAUGAACCCUCAUGAACUCUUAUGGCCCGUGCACGUUGAUCAGGACACGAAUCAACAAGAUGCCGACACGUUCAUGGCAGUCCAUCAAGAGCAGCCCUUGUUUCCACUAUCCGCAGGUAUCGAGGGCCACCAAAGACCCAUUCAGCCAGCCGGUAUGCAACAACCAGAAAUUUUUGCUCAGCAUCCGGUGUCUUCGACCACGUCCGAGUAUCCAGAAAUCCACCCCAUAGCCUCCGGAACUUUUGAGGGCAGGCGGCAGGAGUCAUUACCGCAGGACCGACCCUCGCCACAGGCUCGUGAAUUGUUGGACACGCAGAGUCUUUCGGCCGCUAAUUGGUAUUACGACCUUGAAAUAAUCGGAGAAAAUGCCUACUCAUCUCGAGAUCCCUUUCCACUAAUGCCAGACUCGGCCGCAUUCGAUUUCGUGGACGUUAUCGAUCCUACCCAUCCUCCAAAUCGCACCCCUUGUCUUCCCCUCUCAAACGAGCGUUUUGAGAAACUCAUGCGGUGCUGGCCAAAUCGGAGAGACGAUGCGAUCCGCUUGAUGCAAACGCUGUGGCAAGAUGUAGCCUCCCACACAGAAGAGAACUUAUUCUCCCAGGCUUUGCCCCCUCCAAGAGUCCCUUAUGAUCACCGGCAAUCCGGUUCUCGAUGGGGCCUGGACGAAGAAUGCAGGCUUCGACUUCAACAUGACUGUGACUUUUCAUUCUUGACAGAACAUCCCUCCCCAGCAAGGUGCAACAACAACAACGAUCCAAUCGACCAUGACGCUUCAAUAAGAGAAUCAAUAUCAGGUAGUCCUCGCCGUAACCAUCCGAUCGCCUCAACCGUCAUCGACUUUCCUCCUGCCGAGAUACUCGAUAUGAGCCUGGACCUAUAUUUUCGCCGUUUUCACACCCUCAUCCCUUUUAUCCACGUUCCGACUUUCGAUGCAAAGUCUACGCCCAGCUCCAUGCUGUUCUCCAUGUGCCUGAUAGGCCUGACAAUGUUGAACACGGACGGCGCAACCAAGUUCGUCCGGAUCUGUUUCUCGAGUAUCCUCGAGAAAUGCUCCACGGAAUUGGCAUCAAGAUCCCUCGGAAUAUGCACGCCACCGCAGCUGAUGUCCACCUUCGCAGCCUGUUAUCUGACCGUGAAUCUUGCGACGAUGAGCCCAGAAACGGCUCAUCACGAACAAGCACUGACGCUCUCUGUGCAAAUGAUUUCGAUCGCGCAGCGGCAUGGUCUGUUCACGGCCAACGACGGAGACCCGUUGACCAUGACUCUAAUAGCACAGCAUACAGAUGGUGAGCAAAAGUGGAAAUCUUGGGCUCGAAUUGAAUCGGCCAAAAGGUUGAUUGUCUGUCUCAUCAUGGCCGACUCAUGGUCCGCAUACAUGUUUCACACCAGCCCAAUCAUUCACACGGACCGACUUCAAAUCCUCCUCUCCUGUGAGGAUGCUCUGUUUCGUGCUGGGUCUGCGAAAAAGUGGGCUCAAAUUGUCCAUAGCGGCAGCCUGGUUCUCAUGCCUUCUUUGGCGCUCGAUCCCAGUUCUGCACAUCUCCAAAAGUUUGAGACACCCCUUGAUGACUUCGGUAUGUAUGGAUUGCUGUCCAUAAUCUGGCUAUACAUUCUCGAAGCAGAUUACCGCCUGCUUCCCCCGAACACCCACAAGGUAAAAGGCAAGUUGCGGGUGCCAUCCGAGGUGUACGCCCAGGAUCCGCGAGUCAGAUUUGUGGGGUCCCUUCUGUUCAAUGUGGUUGAUUUGUAUGGAGAUCGAUUUGAGCGUAUGAAUCCAAAUUGCAUGGUGUUGUGGCACAGCAUGUGCAUAAUGUUGACCACCGACCUCCGCAUCAUCGAAUUGGGAGCCGGUUGUGCUGGGGCCGGGCGCGCACGGCAGGCGUUGGACGAUAUUGCGGCCUGGUCACAAACCGCAGCCGCCCGGAGGGCCUGCGUACACGCCGGCCAAACAUUCAUGAUCAUGUCGAAGCGGAAGGUGUCGGAUGGUACCAUGUUCCACUCCGAAGCCACGCUCUUCAUUUCUGCUCUGGUCCUGGGUCUUUACUUGCUAACGGUAUCCAAUACCGCUGAAGCCGAUGGGAACGAGACUUUGGAGAGCUUGGAGCUUCUUGAUGAUGUUGAUUGGCGGUCCGUGGUCCACGAAGGCCUCACGCCCAACGGACAACCAUACAACGGAGCUGAAAGCCUGGCCAAAAGAUUCAUCAGAGAUGGUGGCAGCAUCCAAUUCUCCGGCCUGAUCCACCAUGGUGGGUACCAAUCUGCACGGCGGAUACUGCUAGACUACGCAGGCCUGCUGGGAGACGUGGGCAGAUGGAAAGUGCGCAAUUAUUCUCGUGUUCUGCGAAUCUUGAGCGACACUUUGCUGGAUGUCGACAUACCAGCCUCUGGGAAUGACUUCUGA
Molecule: messenger RNA, 2853 nt
Organism: Exophiala viscosa
Lineage: Eukaryota; Fungi; Ascomycota; Eurotiomycetes; Chaetothyriales; Herpotrichiellaceae
Exons: 8
Coding region: 1-2853 (950 amino acids)
Biological process (GO): DNA-templated transcription; regulation of transcription by RNA polymerase II
Cellular component (GO): chromatin
Molecular function (GO): RNA polymerase II cis-regulatory region sequence-specific DNA binding; zinc ion binding; DNA-binding transcription factor activity, RNA polymerase II-specific
Source: RefSeq, a predicted model, not a curated record